Messenger RNA from Linderina pennispora, 785 nucleotides. RefSeq lists its product as uncharacterized. The record is from RefSeq and is a predicted model, not a curated record. The transcript is spliced from 2 exons. Lineage: Eukaryota; Fungi; Kickxellomycota; Kickxellomycetes; Kickxellales; Kickxellaceae. Bases 101 to 631 code for a protein of 176 amino acids.
CAGACAGUAAUAUACUCUGAUACUUUUCUUCCUUAGCCUAUGCUUAUGAACGACAUGCCCAUGCCUGUUGGCAUGCCAUUUGAGCCGUACAACAAGAACCAUGUCAUGGCGAUGCGCUACAUCAACCGGGUGCUGGUGGAUCGAUGUCGCAGGGCCUGUUGCUGCCGAGCGAGACGCUGGUGCUGGUGGUCGACCAGUACAGCAUUGUCAAGUACGUCGGCUGCCUCGAGGAGCGGGUGCUUCACUAAGGCCCGCGCAAAAAGGACACCUCUGCCCAAAAUGGGGGCUGUUUCCAGCUCGGCACACUCCCUCCGCGCGCCCUUGGAGCCCACGCGACUCCGCAAUAGCGCUGGGUCUUGCCUGUGUAUUCGGGGAGGGAAGUAUAUCGCCUGCCCCACCUCUAGCCGGCAGCUGGCUUCCUACCUAUCGCACCGGUCAUGUCCACCUCCAUUUUUAUUUAUUUCUCCUGCCUCUUCUCCACCACAGCCCUAUUUUUUCGGUCGCUCCACAGCUCCCAUCCAUUGCCUGGGCCGGUGAGGGUGCGGUAACCGGACAGCAAGGCAACAAAAGCGCAAUCACUUUGGAUCUGGUCGAACCCACACCUCCUUCCGUUACGGAGAAUUUCCCAUGAAAGGCACAUCUUCGGAUUUGCCUUUGCACUUCGCCUUGAUGGCUAUCUUCUUAACACAGCCUCCAUUCCUUGUACUUUUCUAAGUCUGCUUGUAUUACUGGUGUAUAUAUACGCAUCCUUCCUCUCCCUCCUUGGACACUGGCCCUCACCCCAU